AUGUCUGAACAACGGCCACUACCACGGAACCGAUUAAAAUCUCGCACUGGCUGUCUUCGUUGCAAACAAAGGAGAGUGAAAUGCGACGAGACUCUUCCACAUUGCAGCCAAUGCACUCGAAGGGGUUUCGACUGUCCCGGAUACAAGCGUCCGUUGAAAUGGUCAUCCAAGUAUGAGAUUGGGACUAGUGGCACCGACGCUCGAGGAACAAACCCGCACAGUUCUAGCAGAAUCGAGUCUAUCAGCGUCAUCGACGUUGACGCAUUGCGGAUCCCCUCGCCUUUCUCGAUACCAUGGGGUUCUACUGCGUCCACCCAGCCCGACGGCAGCAAUUUAGAAGAUCUUUCUGCCACGGGUCCGGAUGAGAGCCUUACCAUCUCGCACUUCAGUACAGGGCAACGGCAGAACAAUGUUUCUCCAGAGGAUGAGCCCAAUGUUGACCCGACGAAUGACCCCCUUGAUAUGCAAUUGCCAGAGGAGCGAUUGAGCCAUGACCUAGAUGAUGCCACCAACUGGGUCGAAUGGGCGCAGUUUCCCCUUCCACUGUCUCUACCUCCACCUCUUGGGGACGGAGAAUCGGGAAUCUUGCGACAUUAUUUCGUCCAGGUUUGCCGGAUCAAUUCGUGUUUUGACUCCGCAGUCAAUUUCUUUCGCGCGGACAUUGGGGACCUGAUGGCCUCUUCUCCUCUCAUCUACCACUGUGUCCUUUCCAUGUCUGCAGCUCAUCUCGCAGCACUAAAGGCUAACUUGGUAGCUACUGCGUUGGAUCAUAGGGCAAGAGCACUUGCGUGCUUGAAAUCAGAGAUGAUGAGGCUGAAGGAUGGAAUCGAGAGCAAUAGUCUUACAACCGUCAAAACCUCGGAAGCACUGCUCGGAAGUAUUCUGCUAGGGAUGACGGAUGGCUGGCACAACCCAUCCUCCCUCGGAACGACUCACCUUCACGGAGCACGGAUCCUCUUCAAACGGUGGAUGUCGAGCGCUCAGGACGACCUGAUAGUUCCCUUCACACUCGAUUCAUCAUUGCGUGUGCGAAGCUUCAUGGCCGGAUUUAUGGCAUAUUGGGAAGCCAUGGCAUCAUUCUUAAUAAAUCAGUCGGUGGACGCAACGGCUUAUCUAAAUCUGGUUUGCGACCAAAAGACGCCCCCCAAGCUCCACCCAAACCCGUGGACAGGUAUUUGUACACCACUAUUUGUGCACCUGGCGAGGGUAGGUACUCUGGUGCGGCAGCAAUCCUUGCUCAAACAACUGUCAUCUGUCACAUCUCGGGAGGAUGCUGCAGAUCAGCUCAAGGCUGAUAUACUCCGGUCAGCCCGGGAGACCGAGACAGCGCUCCUCAAUUACAAUAUACCCACUGAGGAAGUGAUAGAAGAUACGGCCGAUCCUCUGACACCUGUGCAGGACCUGCAGAGGUUGGCUCAGGUAUACAGACUUGCCGCCUUGCUUGAGCUUUACCGGAAUUACCCAGAGCUGUUGGAAGGUGAUGCCGAAGAGACCACUGGCGCUGAGCCAGCACCCGCCGAGAAAAUCACCUCCAUGGCCGUCUCGACUCUGACCCUGAUUGCUGCUACCCCGCAGACCUCUGGAGUAAACUGUCUUCUAACGAUCCCGCUUAUAAUCGCGGGCAGCACCUUACAGUGGACGCCGAAGCGUCCAGUGCGACGCGGCUCGGUAAAACAUGCUUGGAGCACGCUGUGCGGUGAAAUUGUUGCUAUCUCCAGCCAUGCCGACGUCCAGAUGUACUGGCGAGACUUUGUCCGAACCCGUCUGGAGGCCGUUCUCCGGCAUGUGGGUAUAGUCGCGAUCUUGCGAGCCACGGAAAUUCUGGACAAGGUCUGGACUCGAAGUGAUGCUCAGACGGCGAUAGGCUGUCCGGGCCGGGGGGCAGAGUCUCAGCAGUUUGUUCAAUGGAUUGAGGUUAUGGUGGAAGAGAAACUAGAGACGGUCCUUGGGUAA
Messenger RNA from Aspergillus sclerotioniger CBS 115572, 1953 nucleotides. Its product is annotated as Zn(II)2Cys6 transcription factor. Gene Ontology annotation, molecular function: DNA-binding transcription factor activity, RNA polymerase II-specific; zinc ion binding; transcription cis-regulatory region binding. Gene Ontology annotation, cellular component: nucleus. The record is from RefSeq and is a predicted model, not a curated record. NCBI's taxonomy places the organism in Eukaryota, Fungi, Ascomycota, Eurotiomycetes, Eurotiales, Aspergillaceae. Bases 1 to 1953 code for a protein of 650 amino acids. The transcript has 4 exons. Gene Ontology annotation, biological process: positive regulation of transcription by RNA polymerase II.